AUGUCUGCAAAGUCCCCAGCAUCCGAGAAGUCCGGAAGGUCUUCCGACUUCGGACAGAGCCCGAAGGACACGAUAAAUAACGAUGACAGCCCAUGGCCCUCCGACGACUCGAACCGGUUCUCUUCUCCCGAAAACUCAGAAAAGUCCGCUGAAGUAUCCAACAACACAGGAAAGGUCUAUCAGAAUCAUCCAGACACGUUUGACCAGAACCCGGGACCGACCAAGCACGUUUCCUCCAGGAAAUCUGAUGAAUAUAUAGCGGACAUGACCGCGCCGGGAAGGGAGGCGGCAAAUCAAUUCACCUUUCAAGGUUCGCAGCAGCAAAGUUCAGGCAGCUCCUCAUCCUAG
Molecule: messenger RNA, 348 nt
Organism: Paraphaeosphaeria sporulosa
Lineage: Eukaryota; Fungi; Ascomycota; Dothideomycetes; Pleosporales; Didymosphaeriaceae
Exons: 2
Coding region: 1-348 (115 amino acids)
Source: RefSeq, a predicted model, not a curated record